AUGAAAUUGGGUCAAAGAUUAAUGCACCUUCAUACUAGAGCAGCAAAAGGUAAUUAUCAUCAUUCAUUUCUAGUUCGUCAUCAUAAUAAUGCUGAGAUAAUUGUGAGAUGUUAUUAUUACGGUUCUUCUGGAGGUUAUUAUAGAGUUACAAAACUUGAACGUUUUGUGAGGGAUGAGUGUAAAUCUGGCAGGAUUAAGAAACUUGAUGAUAGUUUCAAAUACUUUGAUCAACUGAUUUUGGAAAGGCCAUUGCCAUCUAACUAUACAUUCUGUCAUAUAUUGGGUUCACUGUCCAAGAUUAAAUGUUAUUCUGAUGUGAUUAUGUUGCAUAAGAAGAUGAAUUUACUUGGAGUAAAACCCAAUAUUUAUACAUUCAGCAUUUUGAUUAACUGCUGCUGUCAAUUAGGGCUUGUGAAUCAUGGGUUCUAUUUUCUUGGAGAGAUGUUUAAGAGAGGGUGCCAUCCUGAUGUAGUCACAUUUACUACACUUAUCAAAGGGUUGUGCAUCAAGGAUGAGAUUCAACCUGCUUUUAAAGUGUUUGCUAUAAUGUCUGAGACAGGUAUUGAACCUAAUGCCUUCACAUGUGAUACUCUUAUACAUGGGCUUUGUAGGAAUGGUGAAGUGGGUCUGGCUCUUCAGUUAAAAAACAAGAUGGUGGAAUGGAACUGCAAACCUUGUGUUGUUUCAUACUCUGCGAUCAUAGAUACACUUUGUAAAGGAGGUUUAGUUGACGAAGCUUUGGUUCUCUUCUCCAAAAUGCUUAGAGAUUUGAAUGUCGUACCCAUGGCGAUGUAG
Molecule: messenger RNA, 795 nt
Organism: Papaver somniferum (opium poppy)
Lineage: Eukaryota; Viridiplantae; Streptophyta; Magnoliopsida; Ranunculales; Papaveraceae
Product: putative pentatricopeptide repeat-containing protein At1g12700, mitochondrial
Exons: 1
Coding region: 1-795 (264 amino acids)
Molecular function (GO): protein binding
Source: RefSeq, a predicted model, not a curated record